Molecule: messenger RNA, 2960 nt
Organism: Lycium ferocissimum
Lineage: Eukaryota; Viridiplantae; Streptophyta; Magnoliopsida; Solanales; Solanaceae
Exons: 3
Coding region: 1-2808 (935 amino acids)
Source: RefSeq, a predicted model, not a curated record
AUGGUCGGGUUCCUUAUAGGACAUCGCGGAGAUAUCUUAAUGUCUCGAAAGCUGCCUCGAUGGACAUGUAAGCUGAAAUUCUUAGAAGAAGAAUCAGGAAACUUUGCUGAAGCAGCGGAAAUAGCACGGCUGAAUGGUGAUAUUCUUUGUGAAGCUGAUCUUCUCGGGAAGGGAGGGGAUUUCGAUAAGGCGUGCUCACUCGUCCUUUUAUAUGUGCUCUCUCACUCCUUAUGGAUGGACGGAAGCAAAGGUUGGCCUUUGAAAUCGUUCGUGCGAAAGGAUGAACUCCUAAAGAAGGCGACGUCGUUCGCGAAGCAUGGGUCAAAUUUUGAAACCAUGUGCACUGAGAUUAAAGUUUUAGCAGGUGAGUCAGGUGACUGGUCCGACUUGAAGCAUAUAUUCAGUUCCUCUCAGAAAAGUAAAAGUUUCCUUGGUGAAAUGUUGUGCUGUAGAAAAAUCUUGGAUUUUCAUAUUCGAGUGGAUGUAAAGAAGUAUGUUUGGGAUGAUAAGUUAUUGGGCAAUCUACAUGAUUUGGAAGAACUGAUUUCGUGCUGCCAGGUUAGUGUUGGGACAAUGCUUCACUUUUGGAAUUCGUGGAAGAAGAAUGUCAUCGAUGUUCUUGAUUCUAUCCAGUGCCUCGGAGACGUAAAUUAUGGUGAAUUCAAGGAGAUUGGAGAAUUCUGCCUAAAAUACUUUGGCGCAAGGCAGCAGAUGAAUGGUCUCAACAUUACGUAUGUUCUGCUUCAUCCAGCAGCCGAAUGGGUCAAAAACAUUCAAAACUUUGUCAUUAAACGGAACAAACAGAUGGUAUUUGUUGAUGCUCGGCAUUUUAUUUCUGCUGCCCGGACUCAUUGGCAUACAGAAUUACUCGUAGUUGGUCUUAAAGUUCUCGAAACUCUUGCAUCCCUCUAUGAGUUGGCCGUAAAGUCAAUGCCUCUGUUUUGUCAAAGCAUGUGCCUACUAAAUGUGUACGAGAUCGCAAAGUUUUUGUUGGAGUCCGAACACCAUGAUGGGAGAAUACAUAACUUUCUGAUAUUGUCUGGAAAAUACUUUGAAAAGAUAUUCCCCCUCGAUCCCCGACAAUCAAUGGUGGACAGUAUGAUUGUUCUAAGGAGAACAAAGCUUUCAUGUGACGUACUUCAAGAAUUCAUUGUUCGAGACAUUGGCACCAGUGAUCUUCUUAGUUAUGGACAGAUUGGAAGGAUAGUGAUGAUAUGGCUUGCUUCUGGCAAUCUUUCCGAGGAGCUGUACAAGAAAGUUGUUGGAAGAAUCCCAUCGGAUGUUCCUUGGAAGUCAUUCUUUGAAACUCUCAAUUGCAUGAAACAGAGGGAAUGUAUGGAAGAUUUUGAGUCAGGCGAUUCUGUUGGAGGAAAAUUGUUGGAAUUUCAAGAAGUUCUAUCGAGCGACGGUAAUCUUGAAUGUUCUGAGGGAUCUUCAAACAAUGCGGCGGAAACUAUGGAGGUUACGUUAUUGCGGAAAUUUUGUGAUGCUUUGCAGGAUACCUUCAGCGCAAAUUGGAUGAAAAUAGAUGACUUUUUCUCCCCAGUGUGCUUCUUGUAUCUUCUUGAGCGCUUCCUGAUUUUGGUAUCUCAAUAUCGUGGAAUCUUCUUCACUGCAAAAUCUUCAUUUGUGGAGUGGCUGAUAUCUGAGCAGUUUGAAGCCCGAAAGACUUCCACGCAUGCAAUUAACACACAGCUUCUAGAAGAAUUUUAUGAUUCCGUACUCGUGAUGGUGCAAGAAUUGAUUUAUGAUAAAGCAGGUACAGUUGAGUGGAUUGAACGAUCGAGAAUUAACAUUCAUCUGUACUAUAAGCAAAUGUUUUUGAGACUGGUUCUUGUCCUGUGCUUACUGUGUGUGAACUGUGAGAAAUACUAUGAUGUUCUUUUCAAAGUACUCAGUAUCGAUGAUGUUAGGAACCAGCUUCCGGAGGAACUUUAUGACAUUCUUCAGCGAGGAAUGGAGAUUAAUUACGUUCAGAUAAAUGAUUUUGGAGAAGCUUUUGAAAAGUGUGGAGAUCCUCUUUUGGUUGUCACCCUUGGUGAGAUUGUUACGGAAGUCGAGUAUCCCAAUGUUGUUUCGGUGCAGUUGGGAACAAACUGCAGCAGAGAAGAUAUCUUGAGUUUGUUGCUUCCACCUAGAAGUGACAGUUCACUAGUUCAAACUGUCACUGUUCCGGAAGUCAUGUCUGAUCCAUCCGGGAAAAUUUCCGUAAUUUCUGGUGAUCAACCAAACAGUUUGGCAAUGCCACCUUCGGCAGUUACUUCCGUGUCAGAUCAACAGAUGAAUUGGGCCGUGUUUCAGGAAAUAUCGAAUGUCUUGAAGUCUAUUGGCAAUGAUGGCUGUGGAACUUCUGCACUUGACUUAACGGUUAAUCUGAAGGAGGAAAUGAAUGCUAAUAUGAACUUCUUGACGGGUGCAAUUAAUCUGUGCUCGGGGAAGAAACUUUAUGCUGGCGAGGACAUGAUGGAGGAAGCGCGUAAUAUGCUUCAGGAGCUGUUACAACUCGAUUCAUUAAUGAAUAAAAGCACUCUGGAACAAGAAAGCAUUGAACAAUUGCUAAAGAGCAUUCUGUCAAAAAAGCCCAAGCUAGAAGCUUUCUUGAAUCAGCUCAUCGUGCCUAAGGAUGUAAGUGUCGCGUUAGAGAACCAAUGCGCGGAGAAACUUGAUGUAGCAUGUAAUGAAGUUGCUUCGACGGAUCUUCUUCCAUCUGUCAGUACUUUUGAGACCCGAGGCGGUGACCAGGGUGCUGGAAAGCAGGGAAAAGGAAAAGGGAAGUACAAGAAACGAAAAGGUAAAAGGAGGAAUUAAGUGAACAUGAAACCAUAGCGUAUAGUGAGCAUGAUAUGACUUAUUACUGUACUUUUUGUGUAAUUUCUUUGUGUUGUGAAUAUAGUGAGUUGAAAUGAGUUUUGUCUGGUGUUUUAGAGGAAAUGUUAUGAGAUAUAGUCAAAGUUAAAAGG